CAGCUGUUUAUCAAAACAAUACUAAAAACGUGCUACUUUUUUUGUGUUUCUAAUUAAUUGGUUUACAUACAGUAAUUUUAACAGCUUAAAAAUGCCACAAGGAAAAUUCAAGAAAGCCAAGUUGCCUGCUGCUAUUCAAAAUAAGAAGAAACAGCAAAAACAAGCAGCAUUUACGCGUAGAUCAAAUGCGCCAAUACAAGCCAAGAAAGGGAAAUUUAAUGAAACACAAAAAAUCAAGGCGGUCAUUUCCAAAUCAGUCAACAAAAGCGUCGAAAGCGAGCUCCGUUCGCGUGCCCAUGAAGGCUACAUUCAGUUGAGCAAAGCCCAAGAAGCUGUGGCCAAACACCAUGCUACAAAGGCGGCGGCAGCAGCAGCGGCGAGCACAAGCAAAACCAUAGAAUAGGCUUAACUACUUCUUAAUAGUUUAUAAGCGAAUUGAUUAAAGGCUGUUUAUUUUCACUGUAU
This is a messenger RNA of Drosophila innubila, 465 nucleotides long. RefSeq lists its product as uncharacterized. NCBI's taxonomy places the organism in Eukaryota, Metazoa, Arthropoda, Insecta, Diptera, Drosophilidae. The transcript is spliced from 2 exons. Bases 92 to 403 code for a protein of 103 amino acids. The record is from RefSeq and is a predicted model, not a curated record.